This is a messenger RNA of Carassius carassius (crucian carp), 1316 nucleotides long. Its product is annotated as purine nucleoside phosphorylase-like. The record is from RefSeq and is a predicted model, not a curated record. Gene Ontology annotation, biological process: nucleoside metabolic process. The transcript has 6 exons. Gene Ontology annotation, molecular function: purine-nucleoside phosphorylase activity. NCBI's taxonomy places the organism in Eukaryota, Metazoa, Chordata, Actinopteri, Cypriniformes, Cyprinidae. Gene Ontology annotation, cellular component: cytoplasm. The coding region runs from base 127 to 1008 and encodes 293 amino acids.
AUUUCUGUCGUCCUGCACACACACACACACACAGAGAGAGAGAGCCGGAGAAACGAGUUAAAGCGGAACACUACAGACAUACAGAAAAGCCCAUUCUUGACUGACGGACACGCAGAACCCGUCGUGAUGUUUCCUGAUACAUCCACAGGGUGCAGUUAUGAGGAGUGUAAGGCCACAGCUGAUUGGCUGCUGGCUCAGGCUCCAGUGCGCCCCCUGCUGGGGAUCGUGUGCGGCUCCGGUCUCGGAAGACUGGCAGAGAUGCUGAAAGAUCCUCUGGUGAUCAAGUACAGUGACAUCCCGAGCUUCCCUCAGAGCACCGUUCACGGUCACGCUGGAAGGCUGGUGUUAGGCACGCUUAAAGGAACGCCGUGUGUUUGCAUGCAGGGCAGGUUUCACCUGUAUGAAGGAUACCCCAUUCAGAAGACCACUAUGCCGAUCCGUGUGUUUAAGCUGAUGGGUGUUGAGACGGUCAUCCUGACCAACGCCGCCGGAGGACUCAACCCAGACUUCACGGUGGGAGACAUCAUGGUCAUCAAAGACCACAUCAAUAUUCCCGGAUUCGCUGGAAACAACCCGCUGGUGGGAGCAAACGACGAGAGGUUCGGUCAGCGGUUCCCGUGUAUGUCAGAAGCGUAUGACCGCGGUCUGCAGCAGAUGGUUCACGCGGUCGCAGCGGAGCUGGGUUACUCUUCCUUCAUGCAGGAGGGUGUGUACAGUGUGCUGGGCGGCCCGUCCUUCGAGACCAUCGCCGAGUGCAGAAUGCUGCGCUCCCUCGGAGCCGACGCCGUGGGCAUGAGCACGGUUCACGAGGUGAUCGUGGCGCGUCACUGUGGGAUGAGGGUCGUGGCUCUGUCUCUGAUCACCAAUCAGGCGGUGAUGGACUACGACAGCGAGAAGAAAGCCAAUCAUCAGGAGGUUCUGCAGACGGGGGAACUGAGAGCGCAGCAGAUGGAGAAACUGGUCUCCACCCUGGUCUCCCGCAUGCAGCUGCAAAACAACCAACACUAAAGCACUGAGCCACUCGCUGACCGCCAGAAGCUCGCUGACCACACGGACACUAGUCAUAGAUCUUUAUACUGCAGGGACAAUGGGAACAAUUUCACAUCAAACUAACCUGAAUGAUGAAUAGAAAGGUUUGAAACUUCUGCUUCUGUCAUCGCCAAAGUUAUUCUACUUUAAACUGAUUAUUUUAAUAAAUAUUUAUUGUGGCCAAACGUCUUAAACGUGAUUUAUUUAAAACUAGUUACACAAGUGGAAAAGAAGGCACAAACAUGUCCAGUCUUGAGGAAAAUUGGCAUUUUGUUUUUGUUUAUAUA